Messenger RNA from Tuber aestivum (summer truffle), 1759 nucleotides. Lineage: Eukaryota; Fungi; Ascomycota; Pezizomycetes; Pezizales; Tuberaceae. The record is from the annotation of a GenBank genome assembly.
GUAGCUAAGAAUGCCAAAACGCACCGCUGGUCCCCUGGGCUCGCUGAGCGGCGGCCUCAAAAACCGCUCCCGCGAAACUGCGGAUGGAGGCGCCGAUCACACCAAAUACCCACCGGAGAUGGGCGAAUUCGAAGACAAUUACGAGGAUGAAUACGAAGAGGACGAGGAAUUUCUUGAGGCGGGCGAUGAAGACGACGAAGAGGGUGGUGCACAAAUUGGCGGAGAGAGUGGAGGAGGGGAUAGCAUGGAUAUGGACCAACAGGUGUACAUACCCUCGCGGAGGGUUCUAGGUAAAGAUGAAAUACUGGAGCCCGACCCGACGGCGUAUCAUAUGCUACAUAGCAUGAAUGUCAAUUGGCCAUGCCUGAGCUUUGAUGUGCUCCAGGAUGGACUGGGAGAUGAGCGACGGGGAUACCCACAUAUGGUCUACUUGGUUGCCGGGACGCAGGCUGCCAGAGCGAAAGAUAAUGAAGUUACAGUGAUGAAAUUGAGCGGGCUGCAGAGGAUGCAGCAAUGUUUGUUCCCCCCCCACUCGCCUCUUCGAUCUUUAGCUAAGAAUUGAAGUAGCAAAGGAAGAAGACGAAGAAGACGACGACGCCUCCGACACAGAGGACGACCCGAUCCUCGAAUCUCGCUCCCUCCAAUGCCCCACUACGACAAACCGUAUCCGUGCCUCGCCGCAUGCCCACCAUGCCGCCUCAAUGGCCGAAACUGGCGAUGUGUACAUCUGGGAUCUAUCGCCGCACUACAAUUCUCUUGAGAGUCCGGGAACCGCCAUCCCCGCGAGCGCAAACAAACCCACGGCAACGCUCAAGAUGCACAGGCAUGUGGAGGGCUACGCGAUUGAUUGGUCUUCCAAUCCCCGAGAUGUCAUGGGUCGGAUAGCUACUGGGGAUAACUCUGGCAAGAUAUUUAUCUCGUCGCGAAAAGAGGGCGGUACCUGGGCUACGGAUAGUAGCCCACUGAAGGGGCAUACAGGCAGUAUCGAAGAACUUCAGUGGUCUCCCAAUGAACGCCACGUGUUUGCUUCCGCAUCUUCAGACGGAACAGUCAAGAUCUACGACGCCCGCGCACAGACCAAAAAGCACCAAUUGUCGGUCGACGUCUCAUCUUCGGAUGUAAACGUCGCAUCCUGGUGUCGGGCAGUACCCCAUCUCCUUGCUACCGGCGCCGACGACGGAGUCUGGGGCAUCUGGGAUCUUAGAAAUUUUCCCAAUGCACUUAAGGGUGAACAGGUAUCUGCUACCGCGAGUUUUACUUUCCACCGGCAACCAAUCACUAGUGUUGAGUUUCAUCCCACUGAGGAUAGCAUUGUUUCUGUUGCGUCUGCAGACUCGACGAUUACGCUGUGGGACUUGAGUGUUGAGUUGGACGACGAGGAAAGCAAGGAUACUGGCGGCAUGGAGGAUAUUCCACCGCAGUUGUUGUUUGUCCAUUACCACAAGGAUGUUAAGGAGGUGCAUUGGCAGAAGCAGGCGCCUGGGGUGGUUAUUGGGACUGGGGGUGAGGGGUUUAAGUAUUUUGUCCUUCCAUACGUUUCCUUACUUGGCGCAAUUGUGCGUUGGCUGAUCGGUUAUCUCUCCUCGGCCAGUGUUUUCAAGACUAUAAGCAUCUGAUCUUGUCGCCGUGGGGUUUCUUGCAGAGUAGGCAUAACCGGGUAGUGUUUUUAUACGGGUGGCGAAAAAUUUUUAGGCUUGUGUUUGAUAUACUACCGACUAAUCUCUAGAAUAAAUGACUAUAGCAGAGAGCUUCCUGUUUG